Drosophila novamexicana is the source of this 588-nucleotide messenger RNA. RefSeq lists its product as uncharacterized. Bases 146 to 409 code for a protein of 87 amino acids. The transcript has 2 exons. The record is from RefSeq and is a predicted model, not a curated record. NCBI's taxonomy places the organism in Eukaryota, Metazoa, Arthropoda, Insecta, Diptera, Drosophilidae.
CAAAUCAUUUUAGUUUAGUUGCUUUCAUUCUUCGGUCUUUUUGAAGGAAAAAAAAUUUUUUUAAGGAAACUAUAUUUGGGCACUGUAAACAGAAAUUCUUAGAAGACUUUUGGUUAGAAUCUAGUGCUAGUGUGUUUACCAGAUCAUGUCUUCACAGUUUGGUGUCGAAAAGUGCGGAGGCGAGGGCUCUGAGGCGGCCGGCGGUGCCGCUGUCAUCAAUUCCCUGACCAGUGAAAUGUCUCUGGAACUGAAGCCAUCUCCCAAGCAGACUUGUAUUCCACUGCAUCAGCGUCAUCGUAUGGUCAAUUCGGAGACAAGUGUCAACUCGAAAAAACUGGACAUUGACAUGCCGGACAAGUCCUGGUCGGUGCUGUAUAUCGGUGCCAAGAAGGACGAGAACUUUGAAUAGCAGCUAAACUGUGUGGUUCAUUCUAAAAAAAAUGAUGUAUUUUCGAAACAAAGUGCUCUCUAUAUCAGCUAUUUAGUUAAGCUACCAUCGUCUGUGAACAGCCUGGCCAGCCCACAAUAAUUGUGAUCGACUUUACGCAUCCACAUCUUCCAGUCACCCAAUGCUUUAAUAUACAAAUU